GAGAUUGAAAAAAUGCUGAUAUAAACCACAUUUCAUUCUUCCUUCCCUAAACUCUUUUGGGUGCAUCUUGAAACUUUUCCCUGACUAUGACUGAGGCCCAUGCAGCCUGAUGCUCCCUAUAUGGCUCAGACUCCAGGAUACAUCAUCCCCAUAUGCUGGGAAGCAUAGGCUUUGGUACUCCUAGCUGUGCUUGUGUGCACACAAGCUUGAGCUAAUAUUCUCAUGUAAUGGGGAAGCGAUGGCAAUUUAGUUACCCAUGAAGAAGUAGCAGUAGAAUGAACCCUCUCCAUGCCUUUAACGCCGGCUUCCGAAAAGCGGCCAAGUUGCCCUUUGUCAUUCGUCUCCCCACUCCUUUUAAGAACACCCGCUACUUCUCCGCGUGGAAGAAACCGCCGCUGUUGGAAGAUCAGCCUCUCCAGGAAAUCAGCAACCAAGAAAUCGCAGCUUUGCAAUCUGGUCGUUCCCCGGAAACGUCAAAACUCGAGGAAACUCACCGGUUGAACUCGGCACCGCGUCCCCACGAAAAAAACAACCGCCAGGCGGAUGUCUUUCGGAAUAAACCCUUCCCAAAAUUCCGCACCAAAGCUGCACCGUCCACCAUUAAGGAAGAAUUCCAGAACCUGAGAAAUGACGAUUUUGUCUCCAAGCGUAAAAACCCGCAGAGAAGUCUUCAUCUCCCAGAAAGGAAUAAAGGCUCGGAUAUUUUGUUUGGGACAGCUCCCUGCUCCUUGGCCCUUGGACGGUCCAAGCGGACGUUUUUCCAGCUCUUCCUCAAAGCGAGCCGAGACAGGACAACUCCGGGGGCAGAAAAAUUCUCCCAGUACGCCGAGGAACAUGGGAUCCCGGUGAAAAAGGUCCACAGGAAGAUCUUAGAUGCCCUUUGUAAAGGGGGUGUCCAUCAGGGAGUAUGCUUGGAAACCUCCCCUCUUCGCUCCCUGGCAUGGCAGGAAGGGCCACUCCACCGAGCCCUGGUGGGCAAGGGGUCGCAGUGCAUCUGGCUGGUUUUGGAGGGGAUACACGAUCCCAUGAAUUUGGGGGCAGUCCUGCGGACGGCGCACUUCCUAGGGGUUGACGGGAUUGUGAUGAGUGAAAGGAACAGCUGCUCCCUGACGCCCGUUGUCAGCAAAGCCAGCUCGGGUGUCAUGGAAGUUUUUGAUGUAUUUAGCACUGAUGACGUUCAAGAUCUCCUUAAGACAAAAUCCGAAGAAGGCUGGGAAAUUCUCGGGACGGUUGGCCACGGAAAGAUUCUGGGAAACAUUCCGGUGGUCACUUGCUCCAACUUUCGCUGGACUGGACCCACCGUACUGUUACUCGGAAACGAAGGUUACGGCCUAUCUCCAGAGACACGAAUGCUGUGCCACAAGAUGCUGACCAUCUCUCCGGGAAGAGAUUUGGAAUUUGGGGUGGAGUCCUUAAAUGUGUCAGUGGCAGCCGGCAUCCUUCUGCAUGCCAUAUGCAACCAGAGAAAUAACCAUCCCAAAAUCACUGCAUCCGAAGGAGAAGGCACAGAGUCUGCGACUGCAACAGACUGUAACCAGGAAAGUCAGCCAACCAACCUCCUGGCCUAGAAUGACUUCCAGACGGCUGAAGAAUUCUGCACCUUAGAGAGGAAGGAGCCCUAAAACGGGGGCAGCCUGGCUGCUGGGAUGUAUUUUCACCCCAUGUUGCUUGUCCUUUAUCUGCACUUUGGAACUUUAGGGGUACCUGGCAUCCUCUUUUGCAAAAUUUGAAGAGCGUCUUGUCCUACCUGAAUAAUAAUAAACACCUUCCUGGUAUUCGAAUGCCUAAAGCAGGGGUCCUUAAACUUGGCAGCUUUAAAAGACUUGUGGACUUCAACUCCCAGAAUUCUCCAGCCAGCAUAGCGUCCCUAUAUAGCAGAGGUCUUCAAACUUGGCAGCUUUAAGACUUGUGGACUUCAACUAUGCUAUGCUGGCUGGAGAAUUCUGGGAGUUGAAGUCCACAAGUCUUUUAAAGCUGCCAAGUUUGAAGACCUCUGGCCUAAAGUUUCGUCAAAGUAGUCCACCCGUUAUAGCAAAGCCUUGGUAGUACAGUGAAGGAGCCUUAGUAGUGAAGGAGGUAGUACAGUACAGUGAAGGAGCCUUGGUAGUACAGUGGUCUAAAGCACCCUGUUAUUAAGACCAGCUGCCUGCAAUUACUGCAGGUUCGAAUCUCGCCAAGGCUCAAGGUUGACUCAGCCUUCCAUCCUUUCUAAGGUAGGUAAAUUGAGGACCCAGUUUGUGGGGGCAAUAAACUGACUUUGUAUAAAUAUACAAAAAGGAUGAAGGCUAUUGCUUAGCACAUUGUAAGCUGCCCUGAGUCUCCGGAGAAGGGCGGCAUAUAAAUCAAAAUUAAAAAAAAAAAAAAGCCUUCAGUUGCCAAGUCAGAAGGAAGUCACCGCUUUCUAGUUUUUAAUCUCUCUGCAGGUCAGAAAUUCAGGGUGAAAAACGGCUGAAUGACGGUGGGAAGGAAGUUUGUUUUGGGGGCCCACUUCUCCUACACUGCAAAGGCAUCAUUUAACCCUCCGGUUGUUUUUUAAAACUUUUUUAUAUUUUUCAUCCGUAACCGCCAGGAGCUGACGGCAUUUUAAAACCCGCAUUAUAAAAAAAAGAUGCAGCCUCUCGGUUUCAUGCUAGAUUUUUUUUUUUAGCGGGAUGGGUCGGAAGGAUUCAUGACGUGUCCACUAGAUGGCAGUGUGGUCGUGUGUUCAUGAAUUUCUCUUGGGAGAAAAGGGUGGAAUAGAUUGCCGCAAGGCCUCAGGGCAUUUAUUCUCGUUGGUGCGAAGAGUUGAGAAGAGAGCCCCAUUUCUUUCUCUGUGGCAUCCUGAUCUGACUUUAUAUAUCCCCUGUGCACCCCAUCACAAGCCGAUCCUAUGGAUAAAAAAACCAAGAGAAAACUACUGUACUUUUUGGAGUAUAAGCAGUGGUGGGAUUCAAAUAAUUUAACAACCGGUUCUCUGCCCUAAUGACCAGCUGGGUAGGCAUGGCUCGGUGGUCAUGUGACUGUGUGGGCAUGGCCAACUCAAUGGGCAUGAGUAACUCACGUUGCUGGGCACUUCGCCUUAGCUGUUACAAUGUAAUAAAGGUUAACCAGAGAAGCAAUAAAGAUUAGGCUAGAGAUAACACCAGAAUGUUUCCUUCCUGCCUUCCUUACAGGAUUAGCCCUGUAAAAUGGAAAAAAACCAAAUAAGAUUUCUUCCAACAACCGGUUCUCCGAACUGCUUAGAUAGUUAACAACCGGUUCUCCCGAAUAGGUGCGAACUGGCUGAAUCCCACCACUGAGUAUAAGACACACUUUUCUAAAGGGGAAUAAGAGUAGGAGGGAAGGUUAGAUAGCGGGGAGGAAAGAAGGAGAGGGAGAAAGGAAGGGGAAGUAGAGAAGGAAUAGGAGAGGCGGGAAGAAGAAGGUAGGAAGGACAAAAGAAGGGAGGGAGAGGAAGAGAAAGAGAAGAAAGAUUGCUGUAAAACAAAAAAAGAUGAAAUGGAAGAAAAAAAGGCAUCCCCGAACACGUUUAAAUAUAUUAAGAUAAAGAUUGAAUUAAUAAAAAUUAAGGAGAAUGUAUAUGAUUAAGAAUAGAAAAAAUAGAAUUUGAGGGUGAAAGAAGAUACUGUUUAGAAAAAGUAAGAAUAGAAAAAUUAAGAUUUGAUUGACAAAUAUGGAAAAAGAACACUUUGGCAGAAACUGUUAACUAAGUAAAAUAUAUUUGGAUAUGAUGAA
Pantherophis guttatus is the source of this 3714-nucleotide messenger RNA. The record is from RefSeq and is a predicted model, not a curated record. NCBI's taxonomy places the organism in Eukaryota, Metazoa, Chordata, Lepidosauria, Squamata, Colubridae.